Coregonus clupeaformis (lake whitefish) is the source of this 331-nucleotide messenger RNA. Its product is annotated as rho-associated protein kinase 1-like. The annotation marks the transcript as partial. The record is from RefSeq and is a predicted model, not a curated record. The transcript is spliced from 3 exons. Lineage: Eukaryota; Metazoa; Chordata; Actinopteri; Salmoniformes; Salmonidae.
CACGGCCUGUUCACCCCGUUAUCAUCCAGAAGGCGAGAUCCUGUAUGCCAAUGAGGGGGAGUGCAGGAAGGAGGCCGACAUGGAGACUGUCUCGCAAGGGGACAAGACCAACUGUCUGCCACACAAAGGUCACGAGUUCAUUCCCACGAUCUACCACUUCCCCUCCAACUGCGAGGCCUGCACCAAGCCCCUGUGGAACGUCUUCAAGCCCCCACCCGCCCUGGAGUGCCGCCGCUGCCACGUCAAGUGCCACAAGGACCACCUCGACAAGAAGGAGGACGUCAUCGCCCCCUGCAAAGAUGAAAUCUUGCGACUUGUGACGGCCGGCCGC